Capronia epimyces CBS 606.96 is the source of this 1674-nucleotide messenger RNA. RefSeq lists its product as uncharacterized. The transcript has 2 exons. Gene Ontology annotation, molecular function: zinc ion binding; ubiquitin protein ligase activity; ubiquitin conjugating enzyme binding. The coding region runs from base 1 to 1674 and encodes 557 amino acids. Gene Ontology annotation, cellular component: ubiquitin ligase complex; cytoplasm. The record is from RefSeq and is a predicted model, not a curated record. Lineage: Eukaryota; Fungi; Ascomycota; Eurotiomycetes; Chaetothyriales; Herpotrichiellaceae. Gene Ontology annotation, biological process: ubiquitin-dependent protein catabolic process; positive regulation of proteasomal ubiquitin-dependent protein catabolic process; protein polyubiquitination.
AUGUCGGAACCCCCCUAUCUCGCACAACAAGUCGGACGAGAAGCUGCGGGGAGAAUGGACGGAGAUGUCGGCAAUUUCCAACGAACACAUCGUGAACCUGCUGGCACACCCGCACGUAUGGCCUCCCCGUCUCCCCAAAUUGACCCGUCCGCUGCACUGCUCAGAACAGCACCGGUUCGUCAUUUAUACCAAUUCGAAGAUGGGAGGCUCCUCAACUUGGACGGCUUCUGGGCGGGUCAACCACUGGAUUCAAUCAUCCUGCCCGGAGGAGAGGACGUCUCAGCGACAAAUGCUGGGUCUAUUAGGGCACCUAUCGGCACUACGCUCCAGCAACACCAAAACAGUACACUGGGUGAGGAGCCGGUAGACUCUGAGAUCGACAAUAGCGGACGCACUGCAACACCGGCGCACACCACUCCUGCGCUCCCUCCCCAGUCUCGAGAGACUGAGGUUCCUGGACAGAUGGCCGGCUUUUGGCUCAAUGUGGGGAGACGGAUCCACAGCCGUCUAGAAUUGUCUGAAGAUGAUCAGGACGCCAUGGCAGAUCUUCUCCGGGAUUCUCCUCCCCAGUGGCUAUCGCAACUUGGAACAAGGUCUGGUGUUCGGGUGGAAGCCCGCGAAGCAUCUGGUCCGGGAGUUUGUAGAGCGUGUCUAGAAUCCGAGCACAGUCGCAUUCAUCUCACUUGUGGUCAUGAUUAUUGCCGAGCUUGCCUCAACCAGCUAGUCAGAACAGGCCUCACGAACAAAAUGUCUUUUCCACCAAGAUGCUGCAAUGGUUUUCGAGGCCUAGACAUGAAUUCUGUCGAAGAAUAUUUGGACGAGGACGUUGUCAUGCGUUACUUCAGUGUCGUCGAAGAAUAUUCUUCACGCAAUCCCACCUAUUGCGCGAAUCCAGUCUGCAGCCGAUACAUGGAAGAGAGCCAUAUUGGAAACAAUCAAGGCCAAUUCGUCCAGUGCGGAGAGUGCCAGACUCAAACCUGUACUGAAUGUAAGCAAGGACUUGACCAGCAUACUGGCGAAGACAGAACAACCUGCAAGAAAGUGGAAGAGCUGAUGAACGAUGGUGAUCGCCAACUUGCCCAGGAAAAGCGGUGGAGGCAUUGUCCGGGGUGCAAGAAUCUGGUUGAGAAGGCUGGCGGAUGCAACCACAUGGCUUGCGAAUGCGGCGCCAACUUUUGCUACGAGUGUGGUGCGAAGCCACACGGUUACACACCAUGCAACGGACUAUUCUCUCAGCUACGUAACCUAGAUCCUCCAGCCCAGCCUGGGGCUUUCGGACCAGCCGGUACCGGUGAAGACCAUCAUGCUGAUGGUGGCUUGGUCUCACACCAAGAAGCAACCGCAGCAGACAUUGCAGAAAUUAACGCAGCAUCUGAACGAGACGCCACACAACGAGCACGAAUAGUACGAUCACUACAAGCACGACGAGCACGAAUAGCACAACGGGCACGACAAACACAAGCAACACAGGACGCACGAGUGGCAGAACAAGGACAGGAGACGAUCGAGCCGCAUCAAUCUUGGGCUCGACCAACGCUUCUGCAUGGGCGCCUGCCCCGGAGGCGACAAAUCUGGAGCCCUCGCCUGCACAAGGAGCAGGAACAGGAGCAGGAACAGGAGCAGGAACAGGAACAGGACCAGGACCAGGAAUCCGCCGCCCGAAGCGUCGAAUAA